AUGUACGGGGAUGGAGAAGGCAAAGUGUGGGACCGGAUCGGGCGGCCCCACCGGGACUGCAUGUGCUACCUUGGACCUCCGACCACUUUGAUGCCGAUCGGGAUGCGCAAGUCUCCCGACGUGAGCCCCAGAAGGCUUUCGGACAUCAGCCCUCAGCUCAGACAGCUCAAGUACCUGGUGGUGGACGAGGCCAUCAAGGAGGACAUGAAAUCGUCGCGCUCAGUUGAGGACAUCAACAGCGCGUCCAUAGAGGAGCGGAUACUGCGGAUCACCGGAUAUUAUGGAUACCAACCUUGGAAUGCAAGCUACAGCAGAGAAGACCGCGUCAGGGAGAAUGUGGUGGGCACAACAGACACACAAGCAGCGAACGGCACAGCUGGAGCAGAGUCCGGCUCCAGCAGACGGAAGCUCCACUGCUGCAUCCGAGUGACGACCGUGCAGGUACAGAAGGCCCUGUGGGGGGUCGCCAUGGUGAUGUGCGUGUGCUCGUCCUGGGCAGGCUCCACCCAGCUGGCCAAGCUGACCUUUAAGCAGUUCGACGCCCCCUUCACCCUCACAUGGUUCGCCACCUCCUGGAACAGCCUCUUCUUCCCCCUCUAUUACAUCGGCCACCUGUGCAAGAGUCCGGAGAGGCAGACGCCCAGACAGAGAUUCAGGGAGUGCUGUAGGUUUUUCGGGGACGACGGGCUGACGCCCAAGGUGUUUUUCACCAAGGUGGCGCCCUUUGGCCUCCUGUGGAUCCUCACCAACUACCUGUACCUGCAGGCCCUCAGGAAGAUCAACACAACAGACGUGUCGGCGCUCUUCUGUUGUAACAAGGCCUUCGUCUUCCUGCUGUCCUGGAUUGUACUCAGAGACCGCUUCAUGGGGGUCAGGAUCGUAGCUGCUAUCUUAGCCAUAGCAGGCAUUGUAAUGAUGACCUACGCUGAUGGAUUCCACAGCCACUCCGUCAUCGGCAUUACGUUGGUCGUGGCCUCGGCUUCAAUGUCAGCGCUUUACAAGGUGCUCUUCAAGAUGGUCCUGGGCAGUGCCAAAUUCGGAGAGGCUGCACUCUUUCUCAGCAUCGUCGGAAGCGCAAACUUUGUUUUUGUCAGCUUUGUGCCGGUCAUCCUGUACUUCACACGCGUCGAGUACAUCGGCUCGCCUGCAGACAUCCCGUGGGCCUACCUCUGUGGCGUUGCUGGCCUGCUUUUUGCUUUCAACGUCUUGGUGAACUUUGGCAUUGCCAUAACAUACCCAACAUUAAUCUCCCUUGGCAUCGUCUUAAGUGUCCCAGUGAAUGCCAUGGUGGACCUCUACACAUGUGAAAUUAACUUCAACACGGUGCGCCUCAUCGCCGUGUGCAUCAUCUGCCUGGGUUUCCUCAUGCUGCUGCUACCGGAGGACUGGGACCAGUGCAUCAUCCAGCUCAGCACAAAGCUGCGCAAGCGGGACGAGCCAGCAGAGGGCAGCGCGGAGGCGGGGGCCACCACAGGGCUCAACUGGAGGGGCAGAACCAGGACCUCCAUGUCAACAUUUGCACACUGACUGCGUUUAAAGGUAAUAAACAGACAAACAGACGGACGCAGGGGAAGGGAGACACGUUAACCUCUCACAGGGUUGGUGUCGGGACUUUUUUGACCUGCAGCUCCCCGAGGAGAAAACAGUAUUACAGACUGUCCUCUGGGUUUGUCACUCGUCAAGCCAAAAGGAAGAAGAAGAAGAAGCAGCAAGAGGAACAGGACUGUAUUAUUCAUUUUGGCGUCCAUUCCGCUCAGAAGUUAUCCGAGUGGCUGCAUGGACUCGUAUCAUUUGAAAUCCUUCUUCACCAAAAAAAAAUAAAUAAUAAGAUCAGACAAAACUGAUCGAAUCACGAUUUAAUUUUGCUUUCAUCAUUCCAUUCACGACAUCCUCACGCCUGGGAAGACUUGCCAACUUGCCUGAUAUUCUUCAACUCUUAAAAAAAAGACAGACACCGCGUGGACUUGCUGUUGUACACAAUUACACACCUUUUAAGAUCCAAAGAAGAAUGCCUAAAAUGCUGAACGCCUGAAAACAAAAACAAAAAAAAGGGAGGCCAAACAGAGGCUGCCUUCAGGUUUGACUUUGACUACCUGCCUUUCAUGCACUGUACAUAGCUGAUUUUCACACCCCUGAUGUCCUGGGAGUUGUUGACCCUGAUGGUCUCAUCUGGUGUGAGGGGGGGGGGGACCUGUCUGGACAUCUGAGCAUCAAAUCCGAGCGCUGAAGGAGCUUUCACAACGCCUCACUCUGCUCCUCCCCGAGAGAAGAGGUCAGGUCUCUGUUGAUCACACUGAUUGGCUCCCCCGCCCUCGCCCCCGUGGUUAUUUGUUUCUCCUGUGGCCAAACUCCCACUCUGUCAACGCUGACACCCAUUGCUCAGGCCCACAGAUGAGUCACGCUAGAUUUAACACCAGUAUCUCCAUUGCAUAAGUUAUCAAUGCAUGAUACAGUUGAGUUUUCAGUCCGUCCAUGAUGCACAUUUGCCUCACAUAUUCUCUUGCCGAUAUUGGCAGCAAACAGUAUUACAAUUCUCUUAACCAAGCAAUACAGGUAAAAACAUCUAUUAACAUGCGACUGUGAGUUUUAUCCACUAUCUCAGUCUAAGCCCACUUGCAUGGUUUCAGGUGUCCCAGUCUUUUGGACUCAACAGCUCCAUGAAAUCGCCCUUUAAUAACUUCAAAGCUAUCACUGAGCCUCCCUGUGAACUCUAAUCACAUUAUUGUUUUUCGGCUGGAACGUAAAAACUUAUUUGCAGCAUUGUUCGGUAAGAUUGUUUUUUUGGAUUAGUUACAGAGAAAAGAUGAAAACUGUCUUUGCUGGGGGCUUGAGGAGAGUUUAACCCACUCAUGAGAAUUCACCAUAUUCACAUGGCCGACGUUUUUCUCUGAUGUCACGCUCAGGAAGGGAAGCGGAAAUGCUGUCAUGAUGUCAUGCUGAUUUUCUUCCAGGUUUGCAAAUCCUAUAAAAACAGGAUAUUUAGAUAUUCUCAUAAAAGUGCACCUAACAGUCAUUUACGGAUCAAACAUUUGAAUGUUUCAGACACAAAUCUGCUCGACGCUGUCAGGAAAACCAAUCAGCGUUUAGAUUCCCCUGACCACCUGACAUGCAGAAACAUUUAAAUUGACACUGUUUGUGACAUGCAGUGAUCGAAAUAUGUUAUUUCAACCAACAUUUUUAACCACAAAUGUAAUAUACAGUCUCUAAAUAAUAAGUGUAAUCAUUCCUAGCCAUCAUUACUCAUUAAAUCAAUCAAUGGUCAUUCAGGCAGGACGUCCACCAACGACCCCGAGGAGCCUGAGAGAGCUCAGGAGGUCACAGGAAAAGAUGUGAUGUGUUGUUGUAAGCUCAGAAUUGAACACUUCAACAUUGUUUUAUGUGGUGAUGCCUUGAGUGGUUAAAUGCUAACAUUAGCUACUUGAACUAACAGGUACGGUUCUUCUCACCCCACUUUGAUUUAAUUAAUUUAAGGUGGAGUCAGUAGCAUUUUUCAUUCAAACUGGGCCCCUCCUCCUGGACUCAUCGCCCCUUGAAAUGACUUAGUGUGUACGUUUACUGCUUGUGCCUACACUGCAAGCUACCACAUGCUAUUAUAGCUGAAUUGUAUCCACUCCUAAACUCACCUGUGGGUGGUCAUUAGCUGCACUCCAGAAACAUCCAGUCAACUUAAACAAACCAAAACAUCAAAAUCCAGUCAGAGGACGGGGUCUCUGCAGACACAAUCAGCACCACACAUGUAUGGAGGCCCAGAAGGGACGAUUGAGCGACAUUACUUUUGUCUUAAGUCUAAUGCCCCGAGUCCACCUAGCAUUUUUUUCCGUGCAGAAAAGUGCUGGCUGUGCACUCAGAAGUGUUUUCAUGAAGCGUUUGUGUGCACAUCCGUCCUGUCUCUAUGACAACAGUCUGUUCACAACACUGGCUGCCGUAUGACCGUGAGCGCUCAAUACAAAGACGCUUGGAGCUGCUUUCUGCUGCGAACGCUCGCUCCUCAUUGAAAACAACUGAAAAAGACGAUGGCGCUCAGAAAAAGACGCUAGGUGGCUAGGUAAAUUCUACAUUUUUUUGGGGGGGGGGGGAAAGCUGCUGACUGCCUUUAAAAUUAUACAUUUUCAGUUUUCCCAGCUGAUAAAUCAAGAACUUGUGAGAAGCAGGAACGUUGAAGGAUGUGCCGCUUUUAUAGGAUUUGCAUUCUUGGGACACACAAGUACGACAUGCUAACAACAUUUGAGCUUCCCCCUCUGAGCGUGACAUCAGGUGAUGUUUAAAUAUGCUGACACAUUGUUCCACCUUUACACUUUAUGAAAAAAACCUGUAGUUUACUGAAACACAUUUCUUAAGGCAAGUAAAAAAAAAACCGAUGGAGAUGAAGCUGAGAGAGAACGAGGCCCCACGCCUUGCAAAGCGACGGAUGGAUACUCUGCCUUGUUGUGAAUGUAUGAACAUCACUCGACCACACACGCUCGCUAUCUGAUUUUUUACAGACUGCUGCAGAGACACUCUUUAAUACUUCCCUUCUUGAUGACUCAGUUGCUUUUUUUUUUUUUUAAAGGGAGAUCUCUCAAAGCUUCGUUUUGGACUACUUUUCUACUACUUGUUUUUUUGUUUUGUUUGUUGCAUUUGGUUGCUUAGUAACCUGGAGGGGACGGUGAGUAACAUCUGCAGGAGGAGCAUGCACAUAACUGUACGAGCAGAUACAGCUUGACCGGUCCACGUCACUGCCUUUUUUUCUUUGCAAUAUAGAGUACAUCAGCACUGUUUCCCAUUGUCAUACUCUAUGACAAUAAAUAAUAAUAUUGUAUUCCUCUGGAAUUAUUGCGAGACAUAAAUGUAAACCUUUGUAAGGAAUGAUGAUUUUUACACUGCAGAUGCAACAUAUGAUUAUCACGUUUGAGGAAGAGAUAUUAGGAGUGCAAAUAAAAGACGGGUUUACUCGAUUUACUGCUGGGUGUCUUCAAGUGUAAUCACAUGUACUAUAUAAAAGAUUUCUUUUCAAUACA
Molecule: messenger RNA, 4997 nt
Organism: Labrus bergylta (ballan wrasse)
Lineage: Eukaryota; Metazoa; Chordata; Actinopteri; Labriformes; Labridae
Gene: slc35f3b
Product: solute carrier family 35 member F3b
Biological process (GO): transmembrane transport
Cellular component (GO): membrane
Molecular function (GO): transmembrane transporter activity
Source: RefSeq, a predicted model, not a curated record